Molecule: messenger RNA, 1097 nt
Organism: Dermacentor andersoni
Lineage: Eukaryota; Metazoa; Arthropoda; Arachnida; Ixodida; Ixodidae
Product: enoyl-CoA hydratase, mitochondrial-like
Biological process (GO): fatty acid beta-oxidation
Cellular component (GO): mitochondrion
Molecular function (GO): catalytic activity
Source: RefSeq, a predicted model, not a curated record
UUCUCUCUCUCUUACCACUCUCUAGCGAGUCGGCAGGUUGUUUCAAUCGCCGCAGUAGUCAGCUGAAAUAAAACUUAAUCUCAUAAUUGUUCAAGCUUUGCAAAUCGCCGAGCGUAACACAUUGACAACGAUGAGCGGCAUUUCUAUGUUCAGAACACUUUUUAUUGGCGCGAGGCAGCUGAAGCACCCGGCGCUCGUGAAGCGUGGAUUUGCCACAGCGGCAUACGAGAACAUUCUUGUGGAGAAGAAAGGUGCCCAGCAGAAUGUCGCCCUGGUUACACUCAACCGGCCAAAGGCCCUCAAUGCCCUGUCGAGCGCCCUCAUGACCGAGGUCGGCCAGGCGAUAGAUGAGCUCAACAAGGAUGAAUCCGUGGGCUGCAUUGUCAUAACUGGCAGUGAGAAGGCAUUUGCUGCCGGCGCGGACAUCAAGGAGAUGCAGAACCUGACAUUUGCCAAGUGCUUCACGGGCAGCUUCCUGAGCCACUGGGAAAAAGUGGCGCAGUCCAUCAAGCCAGUAAUCGCAGCUGUGAAUGGCUAUGCGUUGGGUGGUGGCUGUGAACUUGCAAUGAUGUGUGACAUCAUCUAUGCUGGUGAGAAUGCAAAGUUUGGGCAACCUGAAAUCAUCCUUGGGACCCUGCCAGGUGCCGGUGGUACCCAGCGCCUGACCAGGGCCAUUGGCAAGUCGCGGGCCAUGGAAAUGACGCUCACUGGGAACCAAAUCACGGCUGCUGAGGCUGAGCGAUACGGUCUGGUGAGCAAGGUGUUCCCACCCGGUCAGCUGGUGGACGAGGCCAUCAAGCUUGCCGAGAAGAUCGCCAGCUAUUCCCAGGUGUCUGUUGCACUCUGCAAGGACAGCGUCAACCAUGCCUUUGAGACAACACUCCAGGAAGGCCUACGUGUUGAAAAGCGUCUUUUCCACGCCUCCUUUGCUCUGGAUGACCGGAAAGAAGGCAUGACUGCUUUUGUUGAGAAGCGGCCACCGAAGUACACGAACAACUAGGUGUCUGUUGUGCAGCUGUGAAACAUCCUUGCAAACCUUCCCUACGUGCAUUUUCUUGAAUUUAGGUGACUCAAUAAACAUAUAUAUUUUGUGCAUA